AUGCAGCGCCCUAGCUGGCAUUCUGGUUCGAUUCGUGUUUUAGGCGGCGCAACGCUGCUGUUGCUUUACGCUGCUUCUUUCCUCUGCAGCGCGGAUUCCGACGGCGCUCGCGGCUCUCUGAUAACAGAAGAAUCUGACCGUUUUACCGUGUACUCGGUGAGCCUCAGCGAUGUGCCGGUAUUCGUGACUGCCGAUGAUUUUCACGUCGACCUGCUGGGCACGCAGUUUGCGCAGAUAACUGUUGAUGGCUGCGGAGUUGAAUGGAAAAUCCGUUUGCAUCAGAAAAUUCCCUUCGGCUUAAUUUUCUACCCCGAGUUCAGCGUAACGCUGGAGCGCCUGGAACGCACUACAUCAACCUGGGUGGUUAAGGUUCGUAUUCCCAAGUACUACGAUUUGGAACCGAUUCCGUUUUCGCGUGAGGAGCUGUGA
Molecule: messenger RNA, 429 nt
Organism: Babesia bigemina
Lineage: Eukaryota; Apicomplexa; Aconoidasida; Piroplasmida; Babesiidae
Exons: 4
Coding region: 1-429 (142 amino acids)
Source: RefSeq, a predicted model, not a curated record